AUGGGUCCGGAUCGCGCCGAGUCGGUUUUCCUCCACGAGACUUCACACAACCUCGACUACCGUGUCGUAGGCGCCGGCUUGUGGUAUUCCCAGACAGCCGACUGGAAGAACAAGGUCGCACAAGGGUCGUGCGUUGCGGACAACUACGCUAAAACCACCUACACUGAGGCCUUUGCUCAGGUUGGCGUGAUGGCUUUCUACAACGCCAACGUGGGAUCAAUUUGGAACUGGAAUUUCUUCGCGGACCUGCAACAGAUUCUGGGCUCACAGCCCGGCAAUUUGUAUGGGGCCUGCGGCUAG
Molecule: messenger RNA, 300 nt
Organism: Diaporthe citri
Lineage: Eukaryota; Fungi; Ascomycota; Sordariomycetes; Diaporthales; Diaporthaceae
Exons: 5
Coding region: 1-300 (99 amino acids)
Molecular function (GO): metallopeptidase activity
Source: RefSeq, a predicted model, not a curated record